UGCAGGGCCGAGUUGUGUGGGGAUGGGUUUGCCGCUGCUCCAGGUAGUGACGCAGCCGGUGCGUUCGUGUACAGCUGGAAACAUGGCUGCUGACAUCACACUGUUAUUCAGAGCCAGCGUAAAAACAGUAAAGACAAGAAAUAAAGCGCUGGGGGUAUCCCUGCCCGAGACCGAUUUGCUGAGGAAGAGACUGCCGAGGGGGGAAUUCAGCGGGAAGGCGCGGGAAGUGAUCAUUAACAUUGGCAAGCUGAAGGAUUUCCUCCUGGAGCACAGGAAAGAUUACAUCAAUGCUUGCAGCCAUGUGGUCUCGGAGUAUUCCUGCAUGACCGACACCGAGCGAGAUCAAAUUGACCAAGACGCACAGAUAUUCAUGAGAACCUGCUCUGAUGCAAUUCAGCAACUCCGAACAGAAGCCGGCAAAGAGAGUCAUUCUCUACAAAUAAAGGAACACCGCAACGCCGUCCUGGAUUUCAUCGAAGACUAUUUGAAAAGAGUGUGUAAACUGUACUCGGAACAAAGAGCCAUCAGGGUGAAGCGAACAGUAGACAAGAAGCGAUUAUCCAGGUUAGAACCCGAAAAAAUCAACAAAACACAAAGUUCCCGCUCAGAGGACAGUGUUCCCCUAAAACAAUUGGAUACAGGCGCCGAGAAAAAAUCAGCCGAUGAUGAAAAUAUUGACAGGACAGCGCCAGAACGAAACGGCACAUCUAGUCUGUGGGACGAUGGUCGGAGUGAAGAUGAGUUGUCGCCUGAAGAGAUCCAAAUGUUCGAACAGGAAAACCAGAGACUCGUCAGCGAAAUGAACAGUCUGUUCGAUGAAGUAAGGCAAAUAGAAGGGAAAGUGGUUGAGAUAUCAAGACUUCAAGAGAUUUUCACAGAGAAGGUGUUACAGCAGGAAACCGACAUUGACAACAUUCACGAGCUGGUUGUGGGAGCAACGGAGAAUAUCAAAGAAGGGAAUGAAGAUAUACGAGAGCUGGUUUUGUCCAUUGAUAGCAGGGUCGGACUGGGCCGGCGGAAGACCGGGCAAAAACCCUGUGGGCUCCGGCCGUCAUCAGUCCAGAUCCGCUCCCUGUGUGAAACCUUUGGCGCGGCUUCCGACCUCCCUCCCUGGCCACCGGCACUGCCGCAAGAAGAAGAAGACAAUACUGCGUAUACAUGGGAGCUGCUACUGUUGCCCUGGCCCAGGCUUUCUUCGUAGACAUCAGCAGAAUGGUGAAAUCUAUUAAUGAAGGGGCAUAACAUUGAUAGCUGUGAAUAAUGUCCUGAUGGAUCAAGCAAUAUGGCAGCCCCCACAUGUAAACAUAAAUGCAUGCAAAGAAUAAUUGUUCUGCGCAGACAAUAAACAAAUCUUUCAUCA
Xenopus laevis (African clawed frog) is the source of this 1360-nucleotide messenger RNA. It is a transcript of the gene stx18.L, whose product is annotated as syntaxin 18 L homeolog. Gene Ontology annotation, cellular component: SNARE complex; membrane; endoplasmic reticulum membrane. The record is from RefSeq and is marked provisional. The coding region runs from base 23 to 1201 and encodes 392 amino acids. The transcript is spliced from 12 exons. Gene Ontology annotation, molecular function: SNAP receptor activity. Gene Ontology annotation, biological process: intracellular protein transport; membrane fusion; retrograde vesicle-mediated transport, Golgi to endoplasmic reticulum. Lineage: Eukaryota; Metazoa; Chordata; Amphibia; Anura; Pipidae.